GUCCCUUGCAGGCUUCCAUAGUCACAGGAAGCGGUUCCGUUGUCUUCUUCAGAUCGUUCACCAGUGUCAUCGUAGGCUAAUUUAUUAAGUAAAUUAAGAAGGUUUGCACAGGAGGUAAUGGGUGACAUUCGUCAGUCGUUGCUGCCUCGGGAUGUGCUGAGUGCAGCCAAGGAGCUGCUGUACCACCUGGACAUCUACAUCUGUAACCUGGUGCAGUCCGGGAGGCAGCCUCCUCAGGUCGACUCCAAAACCCUGGAGCUGGUCGAGGAGUUCAUUCUGCAUGCACCCAAGGACAGAAACACCCCUGGCAGGAGGAUGACUGCUCUCCAGGAGCUCCAGCUGUUGGAGAUCAUGUGCAGCUGUUUUCAGGAGCAGAGUCGUGACACUGUCCGUCAGCUUAUGUUCUCCGCCCUCUUCAGUCUCCAAGGCAACCAGGCAGACGAAAGCCGCAUGGCACUGUUGGGCAAGUUGGUCUCAAUGGCAAUCGCUGUGGGCAGGAUUCCUAUCUUGGAAUGCGCUGCAACCUGGCUACAGAGAACCCACCGUGUGUACUGCGUACGUCUGGCGCAGGUGCUGGUCGACGACUACUGUAGUAUGGUGCCAGGCUCAGUACCCACCCUUCAGAACAUCCACAGCACCAGCCCACGCUUCUGCUGCCAGUUCAUCACUGCUGUCACCACCCUCUAUGACCUCACUUCAGAGGAGCUCACCCCUCCAUUAGAACUCCUCCAGAUGAUUGUGUCGUGGAUCCAAGAUGACCCUCGUCUGGUCCUAAUCACCUUCCUGAAUACACCCCUCACUGGCAGCCAGCCGAUCAGCUCACUUGAUGUCACACCAUUGGGGGGGUUGGUGCGUUGGUGCGUCAAAGCACCGCUGGCCUACAGGAGGGACAAGAAGCAGGCACUGACCAAUGGCAGCACUGAGAAUGAGCCAGAGGCGGGGCCUAUUUUCUCUGCACUUCAUCUAAGUGUUUUACAGGUCUUCAUGCUCCUGCCAAAUAUACUAAAUGAGAAGGGGCUUUUCGGUCGCCUGGCGCUGCUCCAGAUGGAGUCCUUGGCUGCACUGACCUCGGACCUUUCCAGACUGUUGGACCAGGCUGACAAAAAUUCACACACAUCAUCCGCAGACACACAGGCAUUGUCCCAGCUGACCCUGGACCGGCUGGCGCAGGCCCUGCAGGUGGCCAUGGCCAAUGGAGCCCUGCUCUGCUCGAGAGAGGAUCUGAGAGCCAUCUGUUCCCGCCUCCCCCACAACAAUUUACUCCAGUUGGUGUUGUCAGGCCCAGUGAUGUACUACAACAACAUCCACACCCCUCCACUGGCCUUCAGCCCACACGCAGCUCAUUCGCCCAUCGCCUCACACCCCGCACACAACCCACACACACCUCUCGCCGCCCACUCCUCCGCUCACCCUCAGUACACCGGUCAGCCUUUCAUGACGGGGAUGCCAUUUCCCUUCCGACCCAGCCACUAAAAGAAAUAAUGUCCAGCUUGGUUGCAGAUGUGAAAGUGUGUGUGUAUGUAUGUGUAUGUAGAUAUUGAGUAAUGAGUUUUUUGUCUGUUUGUUGACAUGCAUUAAUUAAUGUAUGUAUGAGAGUUAUGUAUUAUGACAUUAUUAAGCACAUUUGCAUCUGAGAAAGCCUGUGAGGCUAAUGAGUUUCUUUAAUAAAUAUUUUUUUACUUCA
Messenger RNA from Xiphias gladius (swordfish), 1684 nucleotides. It is a transcript of the gene ints15, whose product is annotated as chromosome 14 C7orf26 homolog. Bases 118 to 1473 code for a protein of 451 amino acids. NCBI's taxonomy places the organism in Eukaryota, Metazoa, Chordata, Actinopteri, Istiophoriformes, Xiphiidae. The record is from RefSeq and is a predicted model, not a curated record. The transcript is spliced from 8 exons.